Bactrocera latifrons is the source of this 3833-nucleotide messenger RNA. RefSeq lists its product as uncharacterized. The record is from RefSeq and is a predicted model, not a curated record. NCBI's taxonomy places the organism in Eukaryota, Metazoa, Arthropoda, Insecta, Diptera, Tephritidae. The transcript is spliced from 2 exons. Bases 104 to 3547 code for a protein of 1147 amino acids.
UACAAAUCGGUAACGCAUCGGUCAACGAUUGUGAACGCGUACACUUUCGAGAAAACGAAAACAGUUAUUGUUUGUUUAGCCGCGAUAAAGGAUAACCACCACGAUGAGAACGAUAUUUGUGCUGUUGCUGUGUGUUGGCACAGCUUUUACGGCCACUCAUGUUAAUAUCUCGAUUGCUCAGCACCCGGCCACGAACCCGGCUGACGUCACCUAUUUGGAGGGUACCGCACCGGAGGAAUUGAAAGCAGGUCCAGCUAAGAAGCCCAGUGGAGAGGAACGCUUCGCCAGGUUACGCGCUGCAGAUGAGAACGAUAAUGCAGAAAAGGUUCAGGUGAAAAGUGAGCAAAAACAAGAGCAGGGUUCGAGUUCCGUUGGUAAUUCGAAACCCGCCCAACAAGUUCAACAGAGUGCCGAACAAUCGAACGGCUUUAGAUCACAGCAACAACAACGGUUUUAUGGGCGUAUACGCCAACAGAAUCGGCAUAGUCAAUUUCGUCAAGCCAAUGCGCAGGAUAAACAGAAUCAGGAGUUCGAGCGUUAUAUACAGAACUAUCACAGUGGACCGACAGUAGAAACGGUAUUCGAAACAGCCGAUCACUCGCCAUCUGGACGUUAUGAGCAUUCAUCAUCCUCCUCGUCUUCGACUGGUCCUGCGCGACUUGUCGCUCUCGAUACAAAACCUUCACAGCAACACACCUUUGAAAGGCAAAUUGCACUUCCCGCUGCUGUAGCUGCAUCAGCUUCAGCUGCAGCAUCUGUAGACGAUCAAUCGAAAUCAGCGCCCGACGCAAAGAUCCAAAUAUCCCCAGCACCAGUAUCGGCGCAACCAGCGGUAGCCGCUCCUGCAGCUGUACAUGCAUCAGCACCAGCUGUUGUGCCAACUGGGCCUUCAAAAACAGUUACUACUGUACACAGUAGCAAUAGUGACGGUGGCAAAAUAAAUCUGGGAGGUGCUUUUGGUAAUAGUUUUGGCAGUGCUGGCAGCGGUUCUCAUGGUGUGACAUUUAGAGUUGCUGGUGGUGGUGGAUAUAGUCCACCAAAUUACGACCAAACUCCCAGCUAUGCUAAGCCGGAUUAUGGACAACCCAGCUUUAGUUAUGAUCAUGGAGAUGCCGGUGGUUUUCUAAACGAGUAUCCACCAUCUGUAGAUGAGCCCGUAGGUGGUUAUGAUGGCUUUUAUGGCAACCAAGAACAUGACUAUCAUUCGAAUGGUGGUUACUUGCCUGUAAACCCAAAUGUGUAUCAACGACCAGUAGUCACCAAAACUAUACAAAUUGCCCAACCAGCGCUGAAAGCUAAAAAAUUCGAAGUACGACAUCCAGCUAUCCAAAAGGAAUUUUACGAUAUCGAAGAACGAGUUGUGAUUAAACCGGCUGGCACGAUAGUUGUUGAGCUGGAGCAUCCUGUUGCGAAAAUUCCGAAAGGUGAGACAGUGCUACCCCUCGGUCAUCCUCAUCCAGCUAUUGCUGCUCAAUAUAAUAUUAAUAGUGAUACAGACAUUGAGACGGAAUCAUCCAGCGCGGGUUCUUAUAACAACGGCGUGCGCUCAAACUCGAAUCAAGUCUAUGCAGGUGCUGCUAGAAAAAAUCCCGCCCCUGUUAUUAGUGGAACAAAUAUUGCAUCAACAGUUACCGCUACACCAACUAAUAAUCCAAAUGCCAAACGUGAUUUUGUGGAAGCAAAUCUGCGAAAACAAUAUGGUGAGGAGGCGAAACUCAUAGCUCCUGCUGAUGCUGCGCUCGGAGAGCAAAAUUCACGAGGUAGAAACUUUUAUAUACCUGCUGAAAGUCACGACAGUCAGCGUCAAGUACCUAACAGGAAUUUCUCGCCAAACACAUUUAGACGAGAUGAAAGCAACUACCAACGUCCAGCUCGUGUUGAAGCUCAGCAAAGCGGGCAAGUAUACCAACCAAGGUAUACUAAAAACGAAGAAAAAUCUUUGAAAAACACAUCACCCGAGGUGACAAAUGACUUUAACAACGAUGACGAUGAAUAUAAGGGUGAGUACAUAACAGGUAAUUUCUACAGUGCCAGCAAAGACCCUAAACCUGCGCGUUUACAAGAGGAACCCGCAAAGAGUGAACGUAUUACAGCCGAGCCUCAGACACGUAUCAUAAAGCAUGAGCACACAAUUAAAUUACCACCCUCUCAGCAUAAUAUUUACUUGGCGCCUAGUCGGUUUGAAGAACGUCCAGUACUUGUACAGGCACAACGUAAGCAAGCACCAUCAGCAGAACAGCAACCUGCACACUUAGAAGAAGAACCAGCGCGCGUGAGUGAAGUUAAAUCGUUCUUGAAUCGCCAGCGUGACGGUGUAGUUGUAUAUGCUGUUCCAGCGCGUCGCCCAGUGCCCGCACAGCAGCGUUAUGUUGUACCACAACGCACGUACGAACAAUUACGUUACGAUCCCGAUACCGAUGUUGCUUCAGCAGCAGUAGAAUACAGUGCUCCUUACUCACAUAUGCGAUACGAUCCAAAUGAAUCUGCACGUCUUACCGCAGAUGUGGAAUAUCAACGUGGCUCAAACGCGAAAGUUCCUCAAAGAACCAUCACAGUACACUAUAAUCGUGGCCCCGAGUCUAAUGCACGCCUCACAGCACUAAAUAAGUCAGAAACUGUGUCAAAUGAGCCCGCCAAAUUAGCGGAAAGUAAUGAGGACGUGAAGCCGAAACCCGAGGAAAUACGCCCACUUGCACAUAUUCAAUUACAAGUGCCAUAUGGUCCGCAAGAAGCCGAUGAGCCCAUUAGAGUUAUGUCUUCAAUUAACCCGCCCAAGCAACGUAGUCGCAAUGCCAAAGUUAGUCAGCCCGAAGCUAAAAAAGCAGCUGACGAACAAGUUGAGGAUGUAAAUAGCGAAUCGGCUCCUAAUCCAAGUGCUAAACAAGAUGUAGAUGUUUUGCAUUCGGAAAAUAUCGAGUCACAACCCGACUGUGCUCAGAAUGCAGAAAAAGUAAGCGCACGUUAUGAAAACCCACAACCAAGUGACAACGAAAACGUGCAGUAUGUUGCAGAGCCUCAAAACCGAGUACAAAUUAAGUCUCAACGUCUGAUAGACACUAGUAACUCAAACGCUAACAACAAGGAAAAUGUCAAAACGGCGCCCUCCGAUGCGGAAAGUAUUGACAACAAUGGAAAAGAUGCAAGUUCUCAAGCAACGCCCCCGGGCUCACGUGUAAUUGCCGCUAAUCCAGCGCCAAAUGAUGCCUCCGCAACAAGUGAAAGCUUCCACAAACGUCGCAUUGUGGUAAACCAUCCUUUCCAAACUGUGCGCGAAGUCGUCGAACAUGAGCCCAUUACAAACUAUCAUCAAAUACAAGUGCAUGAACGCGCCUCACCAACCUCGGCCUACAAUAAGGCGCCCUACUUUGCACCCAAUGGGCAACUGCGUCAAUUCGAGAUGGUGCGUGUUCCGGUUAUGUACCAUCACCCAAACGGUGCUACGCACGGCAAUUUAGUUUACGCUUUGCCUGAUGCUAUUCCCGUGCACGAAGACAACGGCGAAGUAGAGCCGAGCUAUCAGCAAAGACGACAGCGUGUACGCGCCUAAAUCCGUCGCUUAUUUAUCAGUACAUUUGAUGUGGCUAAUUGUUGUUGUUAUUGCAGUGCUUGUUGUUGCCAUUAAUUAAGGACACUAUGCUUACAAACAUAUACUUAAUCAAAUAUGAAUACUCGUAUUUUAUAUUAGAAAUAUGAUAUGGUUUUAACCGAUUCCACUAAGGUUGAAGGGUUAACUUAAAGCUUACACUAAUGAUUGCCAGACAGUGUACAUACGCUGUCCUUAAUUUAAGUUUCUAAACUCCAUGUAUAAGUUGUCGAAUAAACAUUCAAAUACG